GGCUACUGCUUCCCGUGGCCGCAAACUUUCGUAUUUUUAAGGCGGAGUUGCAAGCCUACUUGUAGCGUUUGCUUACUAGCUAGAUUUUUGCAUUAUGGCGAAGUCCCUUUGGUAGAAGAAGUCAGUGUAGCUCUAUCUUCUUGUUGGAUGGAGCAAAAUUGUGAAACAGAACGAUGAAUACUCGACUUCAAUCAUCAUUUAACAAGAGCAACGCACAGAAGCAGAACAGGAAAUAAACUUCUCAUGACCAAGACCAUGUCUGUUUUUCUAAGACAAGAUCCGCAUCCGCAACCGGAGUCGGAGAAUUCGCAAGAAAUGGCUCGCAAAGUCGAAAAUUUGCGGAUCGAGCAGCAAGAGUGGAAAGAGAAAGCGAAGAAGCUUCAGCGAGAGCGCGAUUCCCUCGAGACCGCUGCAAAGACUUAAGAAGACUCUUGUUGAUCUGGGCGAUCACUUUUGCUUGAGUAACACGCUCUCAGUUGAUUUCUGAUGGAUUUACUUCAUCAACGAGCCAAAAAUUUAUGUUUCUGAACAGAGCAAGAGUGCAGUCUGUUUCUGUUAAUUUAAUUAAGAUAUUAGAGAUACAUAUUUUUAGUAUUAGUACAUGCCCAGAAAGCGGGCCCAUCAAGGGCCCGCUGCGCUGGGCAUAGGUUAACAACUCGACAGGUUGACUACUAAGAGACAGAAAGACAAACGAAAAAAGUUGCCAAGUCUGCUCGCCAAGGCUGGGAAGCUGGCCCCCACUGUGGCGAGGCUAGUGAGGAGGUUACCGCUAUGGCUACUGCCUUGGCCAACUUGCUUGCUAGGGGCAAGCCAAUGGGCGCCAAGGCUGGCCCGCUGAGCGUCAUGGAGUCCAUGAGAAGGCCACGCUUGGACAUAUGUAGGCACAGAGGUUGGGCCCUUUUGAGUGUGAUCAUGUCCAGGAGAAUCCUAAAGCAUAGCAUACCCAUGGGAUGGCAAAAGGCUGACACUGGCGAGCGUCAUGGGCGAGGCCCAUGAGAAGGCCACGCUUGGGCAUAUCUAUGCGCAGAGCCAGAAGCUGGGCCCCAACCUUCAGGCGCGGGGAUGUGUCUAUAGGGUUGGCUGUUUCAUGGACAUGACGCAAGACGCCCACCACGGUCCGCGCCUCAGACAUGCAAUGGCCCACAGUUAUCAUUCUCACGCACAGGCAUCGACGUCCUCAGCCUUCAGCCUUCACCGACGGAGAUGCAUGCGCCUGGCCUUCUCAUGGACAUGAUGACGCCCGCCAAGGUCCACCCUUAUUUACUUUCUCACAGACAUCGACACCCUCAACGGCUUCGACUUUCGCAGGCAAAUCUGUAUACCUUUGGCCCUCUCAUGGAUAUGAUGACGCUCACCAAGGUCCACCCUUCAGACACGCAAGUGCUCAAGGCUAUCACCCUCACAGGCAUCGACAUCCCCAACGGCUUCGACUUUCAAACACAGAGACGCACAUCUUUGGCCUUCUCAUGGAUAUGAUGAUGCUCACCAGGGUCCACCUUUCAGACAUGCAAGUCCUCACGGCUAUCAUUCGCACAGGCAUCGACAUCCUCAACGGCUUCGACUUUCAAGCACAGAGAUGUAUAUCUUUGGCCUUCUCAUGGAUAUGAUGACGCGCACCAGGGUCCACCCUUCAGACAUGCAAGCCCUCACGGCUACGGCUAUCAUUCUCACAGACAUCGACAUCCUCAACGGCUUCGACUUUCACGCACAGAGAUGUAUGUCUUUGGCCCUCUCGUUGAUAUGAUGAUGCUCACCAAGGUCCACCCUUCAGGCAUGCAAGUCCAUCUUCACGGCUAUCAUUCUCACAGACAUCGACGUCCUCAACUGCUUCGACUUUCAUACACAGAGAUGUAUAUCUUUGGCCUUCUCAUGGAUAUGAUGACGCUCACCAGGGUCCACCCUUCAGACAUGCAAGUCCUCACGGCUAUCAUUCUCACAGACAUCAACACCCUCAACGGCUUCGACUUUCACACGCAAAGUUGCACACCUUUGGCCUUCUCAUGGAUAUGAUGAUGCUCACCAGGGUCCACCCUUCAGACACGCAAGCGCGCACGGCUAUCAUUCUCACAGCCAUCGACAUCCUCAACGGCUACGACUUUGAAGCGCCGAGAUGUAUGUCUUUGGCCUUCUCGCGAAUCAAUACGAUCACGCUCGUCAGCCUCUACCUUUUCAAGUGCUCACCCUCUCCCUUACAAUUCUCCCGCUUUUGUGCUGGUUAGGAGUAUACUGGUCAACCAUCGACCUCCAAGGGCGGCCGCGCGCUCCUGUGCCGUGGUCGAUUGCUGUGCGCGGAAGGUAGUCGCGGAAGGGGAGCGAGCUAACUUUUUUCCAAAAACUUCAGGGAGGUCGUUCAGUUUUCUCUGUGUUUGAAUGACUUCCCUGAAGUUUUUGAAAAAAAGCAAAGGCGCUGGGCGAUAUAUGACAAGGGUAGCGGUUGGAAGUUCGUUGGGGCGAUUCGCUAGGGGUGGGCGCGUAGUGUCUUGCUGCGGAUGUGGCUGGUGUACGUGAGUAGCCUACAAACUAACAGCCGCGAACACGUUAGCACGUUCUUGACACUUUUGGACUCGUAGUACUAGCAAGGUCCUUAAGGAGCCGCUGUUAUUAGCCCAAGUUUAUAACAGCUUGUCCUUAAGGGACCUCCUUAAGGGAAUUUUUUUCCUCUUAAGGAAAGUUAUAAUAACUUUUUAUAAUAAAAAUUCCUUAAGGAAACUGAUUUCCUUAAGGAAGCGCCUUAAGGAAGCUCCUUAAGGGAGCUCCUUAAGAGAUUUCUGGGAAUUGCUAAUACUAUAAAUACUAAUAUUUUACCUACUAGAAAUAAGCUGUUGCUGUACUAAAGCGCUAAUAGACGGCUCACGCGACGGCGAUGCAUGACGCGAAGAAUGCAUGUCGAGGUUUGCGUGGGCAAGUUUCGGCCUUAGACCGUGAGAAGAAGCUCUUGGAGCAAAAACUGAAGCAAAAAGAGGAUGAACUAGACAGCACGAAGCAGCAACUACAGCUAUUUAAGGCACAAUGGAUGCCAUUCAUUCCUACACGUCUUCGCAUUUCUCCCUAUUCCUUUCUUAGGAUUUGGAGAAAUGCAGGCAAGAAGUGAAUUGCGUUGAGUUCCAAGUUAUUGCAGCAAGGCGACGCUUUUUUAUGGCAGGAAGACCUCAACGCGGCCUCCACUUCUAUGCGUGAAGACCUGCAACGGGCGAUCCUUGCUAGCCUUUUCAAGGCCUCACAAGUAGUGGGUCCGACAUCGUCAGCGUCACUAAGAGGCGGAGAGGGUGCCGUCUCCAGAACGCUCCUCGAGGA
Molecule: messenger RNA, 3294 nt
Organism: Amoebophrya sp. A25
Lineage: Eukaryota; Dinophyceae; Syndiniales; Amoebophryaceae
Source: the annotation of a GenBank genome assembly